UCAGGCUGACGCCUUCCCGCCCGGCGCUGUAACCACUUCGGAAGGAAGGCAGAGGCAAAGCUGCCGCCCUCGGCAGUGUCCCGGGGUUCAGGUGCCCCAGCCCCGGGCGUGCGGGUCGCCGUGGGGCCGGUGGAGCGGCCCGGUCUCCGCCAGCCCGUGAAGAAGGCCGGCCGCCCGCCCGCCCUUCCCCUCAGGAACCAGCCGCGCUGUGGAGCCGCCGGCCGCGACACCGCUGGCAACGACACUUCCAAAUCUCUUCUUGCGGUCCCAAAGUGUCGUCUUCGAGCCGGCCUUCUCCAGAGCUGCAGCUUUGGGAUGAAGAUGACGGUGUUGUGACGAAACCUGCCGCAGGGGUGCACUGGCAAAGAGGAAGGUUUGUCCACCACCACCACCUCCUCGUCCUCCACCAAGAUCCGGAUGGGCUGGGCGGUGACGGGCGGCUCGUGGCGAUGCACCGUGUUCCUGAGGAAAUCGUUGUUCUGCAAGACACAGACAGCCCCUCUCCGGGCUUCACGAUGAGGAUGAUUGAGAGCGUUGACUCCGUGGUCACCAGGUCCAGCGAGGACCUCUGGGCUGAGAUCUGUGCGUGCCUGCCACAUCCCGACCAGAAGGAUGCUAGUGACGCCUUCACAGACUCCUUCAUGGAUUCCUACGUGGCUGGAGAAAGCCAAGGCAGUGGAUCAGAGGGCUCUUCCCAAGCUAAUGCAAGGCCCUGGGCACCCCUGAAUGAUUCAGAGGUGUAUUUAGCAUCCCUAGAGAGAAGGCUGAUGAGAAUUAAGGGCUUGUCUCAGGAGGUGACCUCCAAGGAGAUGCUGCGCACCCUGUCCCAGGCCAAGAGGGAAUGCUGGGACAGGUUCCUGCAGGAGAAGUUUGAGUCUGAGUUUUAUGUAGAGGGACACGACUCUGACGAGAGCACUCUGGAGCACCUGAAGCGCUGGCUGCAGCCCGAUAAGGUGGCCAUCAGCACGGAGGAGGUGCAGUGCCUCAUCCCUCCAGAGCCCCAGCCAGAGAAGCAGGAGGCUGAGGAAGAGCCUCCAGCUGCAGAGCAGUGAGAUCUGCACCCACCCUGCCACGGUGCUGCCUCUUGGCUGGGCCCUCAAGUCCUGACUGGCAACAGUGAUAAUAGAGGUGGGGAGGGAGGGGGCAAAAGUGCCAACUGUCAGUCAUUUCGACAUUAAAAACACUCCAGCCCACACAAAACCCCAGCUCUGCCCCUCCAGAGCUCCUGACUGGCAUCUCUUAGGGACAAGAGAGCCUGUGACACAGCAUAUGACAAACUGAAACCUCAUUUGGUGUCCUCCCAGGCUGUAGCAGCCCCAUCCUUCCAGUCUAAGUGUGAACUGUGUGUCAGCAGGAGACAUGUCAGGGAAAAAAAGGAAAGCAGUUGUUCAGGAGCAUGAGAAAGCACAACAGCCUGGCACAGAACAGCUAAAGCCACUGCAUCUGGUUUUCUUCCUGUCUUGUACCUUCUGCAUGACUCCAUUGGGCAUUUUGUCUCCCUGCAAAGCCCACUGUGGUGUGCUCUGGAGCCCUUCCCCACCGAGCCCUGAGCUGUGCCUGGAGGAAGACCAGUGUUUCCUACACGAGUUUGGAGCCCUCCAGGCAGCUGUCCUUGCUUGAAUGAACUGAUGGUGCCCUUGACAUUGUACCUGCUCAGCAUUCCUCUCCAGGUGAUGUACAACAUCCUCCUUGCUGCCCAAACUCUGUUGUUGAGUAGACUGCACAGGGAGUAUUUUUUCCUCCUGGACAUUUUGUACCUGCUCUUUUUGUCCUCCAGCCUCUCCCAGAGCAGGUCAGGUGAGAGUCUGCAUCAGGAACCCAAAGGUGAUAACAAGCAGGCUACAGAUAACUUGUUUUCUUCACAGACUUGCACAGAAUUAUCUGACUCUGGGUAUGUUCCAGUGCUUGGUUGGGUUUUGGUCCUGUUUAGCUCUGCAGAGGGUUGUUUCCCAUGACUAAUCAAAGACUCUGUAACCAUGUGCUUCUGUGAGAUGGAUUCCUCUCUAAGCUGACACGGGUGCUGCAGGUUGGUGGGGGGAAGCUGCACCCAUCCUGUGUCAGAUGGAGCUCCCCAGGACAGCAGGGGCAGGGAGAGCUCCAGGAGGUUCUGUACAGCAGCCACACUGUGUUUGUUCAUUACAUGUCUGGAUGAAAAAUACACCUAAAAGUAGCUUCUUGA
Colius striatus (speckled mousebird) is the source of this 2179-nucleotide messenger RNA. It is a transcript of the gene CCDC32, whose product is annotated as coiled-coil domain containing 32. Lineage: Eukaryota; Metazoa; Chordata; Aves; Coliiformes; Coliidae. The transcript is spliced from 5 exons. The coding region runs from base 450 to 1052 and encodes 200 amino acids. Gene Ontology annotation, biological process: cilium organization. The record is from RefSeq and is a predicted model, not a curated record.